This is a messenger RNA of Phragmites australis (common reed), 1836 nucleotides long. RefSeq names its product polygalacturonase At1g48100-like. Gene Ontology annotation, biological process: carbohydrate metabolic process. The transcript has 4 exons. NCBI's taxonomy places the organism in Eukaryota, Viridiplantae, Streptophyta, Magnoliopsida, Poales, Poaceae. The record is from RefSeq and is a predicted model, not a curated record. Gene Ontology annotation, molecular function: polygalacturonase activity. Bases 350 to 1807 code for a protein of 485 amino acids.
UGAGACCUCCACUACCACUCCCACCACCACCACCGCCCUCAGCCUCCUCCUCCUCCUCCCCCUCCCUGUUCCUACUUCGCACGGCUCCCGCACAUAGGCGCGCCUCUCGCGACCUAUAAAUCCGCGCAAUUGCCAAGGCAACUACUACUGCUAACCGCCUCGCCUCGAGCAGUCUCGUCAUCCUAGCUAGCUAGCUAGAUCCCCCGACAGCGAGCGCGCACGCCGUAGCACUCGCUUCUCCACCUGCUCGCGUGUAUAUAAGCACGCCUAGUGAUCCGAGAUUCACCAUUCCGCUCCGUGUGCAAUCUUGUUUCUAGUUGCGCAAAGCUCAGAUUGAUUGGUCGCAGUAAUGGGGUUCACCGCUAGGACCGCCAUUGCUCUGCUUCUCGCGCUUGCUGUCGCCUCGAGCUUCCUCUGCGACGGUGUCCACGGCCGCCACCAUCACACCAAGCACACAAGGCACAACCCCUCGCAUCCGCCGUCCCACGCUCCGGGCCCGGAGAGCCCGAGUCGGGCGCCUCCGCACGCACGGCCCUCUCCCCCGGCCCCGCCGCCGUCGACCUACCCGACGCCUGGCGCGCCGGCUCCCGCGCCCGCGGGCGGAGUCGCCGUGUACGACGUGGUCAAGGACUUCGGCGCCGUCGGAGACGGCGUCACGGACGACACCGACCCGAUCAAGACCGCGUGGGACACCGCGUGCCAGGACGACGGGCCGGGCGUCGUGCUCGCCGCCGCCGGGUACUCGUUCCUGGUGCACACCACCGUCUUCACCGGCCCGUGCCAGGGCAGCGUCACGAUCCAGCUGGACGGGACGAUCGUCGCGCCGAGCGAUCCCAAUACGUGGCCGGCGAACAGCAAGCGCAACUGGCUCGUGUUCUACCAGGCCCACGGCGUGUCGCUGCGCGGUGCCGGGCUCAUCGACGGCAAGGGCCAGAAGUGGUGGGAUCUCCCCUGCAAGCCUCACAGGGGCGGAGCAAGCACCCACGGAUCCUGUGACAGCCCAGUGGCGCUGAGGUUUUUCAUGAGCAACAACGUGACGGUGCAAGGUCUGAAGGUGCAGAACAGCCCCGAGUUCCACUUCCGGUUCGACAGCUGCCGCGGCGUGCUCGUGAGCGGCCUGUCCAUCAGCUCCCCGGCGCUGAGCCCCAACACCGACGGCAUCCACGUCGAGAACACCCAGGACGUCCUCAUCACCAACUCCGUCGUCUCCAACGGCGACGACUGCGUCUCCAUUGGCGCCGGCACCCUCAACGUCCACAUUGAGAACGUCACCUGCGGGCCCGGCCACGGCAUCAGCAUCGGGAGCCUGGGGAAGCCGGGGUCGUCGCUGGCGUGCGUCGCCAACGUGACGGUACGGAACGCGGUGAUCCGGCACUCGGACAACGGCGUGAGGAUCAAGACGUGGCAGGGCGGGUCCGGGUCCGUGUCGUCCGUGUCGUUCGAGAACGUGCGCAUGGACGCCGUGCGCAACCCCAUUAUCAUCGACCAGUACUACUGUCUCUCCCACAGCUGCGAGAACGCUACCACGGCCGUAUUCGUCUCCGGCGUGUCGUACGCGGGCAUCCGGGGGACCUACGACGUGCGCAGCCCGCCCAUCCACUUCGGGUGCAGCGACGCCGUGCCGUGCACCAACAUCACGCUCUCCGACGUUGAGCUGCUGCCGGCCUCCGGCGGCACGGUCGACGACCCCUUCUGCUGGAACGUCUACGGCAACGUCUCCACGCCCACCGUGCCGCCCGUGCCGUGCCUGAUCCAAGGUGUGCCCAGGAACUUCAAGGAUGACAGCAGCUUGAAAUGCUACUCAUGAUUGACCCUGCUGCAUGCAACUCCAUCGGU